UGCAUGGCUGGCUGUGUGAAUAAUGUUGUGCGCCUCUGCUUGGCGUCCUUGCGUUUCAGAUCUGAUUGACCUGUGUGAUGAGAAGGGGAUUCUGAAGCUGCUCUUCCUCUACAGAACCCCCCUGGAGAGUGCCAGCCGACUGCUCUACACCCGGGGCACUUACAUCGUGUGCCGAGUCAACCAGAACAAAGCAGACAGAGGCUACACAUCCAUUACCCCGAUCCUGACCAGCCCUGAGACAGAAAUGCAAGAGUUGCUGCAGGCCCAGGUUGGGAAUCUGGAGAAGGCCCGUCUGAAGCAGCACCAGGCCCGGGUUCAGGAGAGGAGGCUGCAGCUGGUGAGCGACGGCGUUGUGCCCGCUGCUCAAUCCAGCUCGACGAUGAGAGGCAAAGCGGGAGGGAAAGCCGGGCAUGUGAACUUGGAAAUCCUGGAAGAGGAGCCCUUGAGGAAGACUGUGGGGAAGAAGACACUGAAGGGAUCAUUAUAAUCACAGUAAAAUACUGCAGCAGGAAUAAUUACUGGGACUCUGGAAUGGAGAGCAGCUGGAAGGAGGCUGUUUACCAGCAUGCAGC
Messenger RNA from Acipenser ruthenus (sterlet), 572 nucleotides. RefSeq lists its product as uncharacterized. The record is from RefSeq and is a predicted model, not a curated record. The transcript is spliced from 5 exons. The coding region runs from base 23 to 487 and encodes 154 amino acids. NCBI's taxonomy places the organism in Eukaryota, Metazoa, Chordata, Actinopteri, Acipenseriformes, Acipenseridae.